AUGUUUGUCAAUAUGGCGUAAACGUGAACACGUGCGUUUGUUUUGGAACAGUUCAUGGGGUGUAAACUACUUUUGUUGAGACCUUCACAAAAGUAUGAGGAUGAUGGAUGAACAGCCGCCAAGCAAGAGGCGAAAGUUUAACUUUUCAAGUGUCCCGUUCAAAGACAAAGUGAACAAUUUGCGAGAAGAACGAAAGAAACUCCCAAUCUUUCCUGCACGCUCCCGCCUUGUACAGGAAGUGAGGAAACAUGAUAGCGUCAUUGUUAUCGGGGAAACAGGAAGUGGCAAAACAACACAAAUACCUCAGUAUCUCCUCGAGUGUGGUGUACACCAUGGCAAACUCAUUGCAGUUACUCAGCCUCGCCGAGUGGCAGCCAUCACAGUGUCUCAGAGGGUCGCGGAGGAGAAGAACUGUCAAGUAGGAAAGCUGGUAGGCUACUGUGUCAGGUUUGACGAUAUGACGACAGAUAGCACGAAAAUCAAGUACAUGACAGAUGGUAUGCUUCUGAGAGAGGCCAUCUUGGAUCCACUCAUGAACAGGUACACUGUUGUGAUCCUGGACGAAGCUCAUGAGAGAACAAUACACACAGAUGUAUUGUUUGGUGUGGUGAAAGCUGCUCAGAGAGACAGAAAGAAGAAGGGGUUGAAGCCAUUGAAGAUAAUUGUGAUGUCAGCCACUAUGGACGUGGACCACUUCUCUGCUUACUUCAACCAAGCACCUGUUCUGUACCUGGAGGGUCGACAGUUUCCAGUCCAGGUGUUGUACUGCUGUGAGCCUCAGAGUGACUACCUGUUUACCUCCCUUGUCACGCUCUUCCAGAUCCACAGGGAGCAGCCCACAGGUGAGGAUGUUCUGAUGUUCUUGACGGGUCAAGAAGAGAUCGAGUCUACUGUUAAGUCAAUACACGACAUCUCACGGGACAUGGUUGGCGAGGCCCCACCUCUGGUUGUCUGCCCUUUGUAUGCAGCGCUGCCAGCACCUCAACAGCUCAAAGUUUUCCAGCCAACACCCAAAGGCUCAAGAAAAGUGAUUGUAUCCACUAAUAUUGCUGAGACAUCAGUCACCAUCCAUGGGGUGAAGUUUGUCAUCGAUUGUGGAAUGGUGAAAGCCAAAGUGUUCAACCCCAGCAGCGGCCUGGAUCUGCUGAGGGUGGUGCGGGUGUCUAAGGCACAGGCACUACAGAGAACAGGGCGGGCUGGUCGAGAGGCUGCGGGGUCGUGCUACCGCAUCUUCACAGAAAAACAGUUCGAGUCCCUGAAAGACAACACAGUACCAGAGAUCCAGAGGUGUAACCUGUCCAGUGUUGUACUCCAGAUGCUGGCUCUCGGUAUUUCAGACAUCAUCAAGUUUGACUUCAUGGAUAAACCUUCAACUGAUUCAAUAAUCUGUGCCUUAGACAACCUUAUUUUACUUGGGGCUAUUGAGAAGAAAGCCAAAAUUCAGCUAACCCCUGUUGGGAAGAAGAUGUCUGCCUUCCCUCUGGAACCUCGACUGUCAAAGGUCAUCCUUAUGGCAAAGGAAUAUCACUGUCUGGAGGAGAUAUUGAGUAUUGUGUCUCUGCUGUCGGUGGACUCCAUCUUGUUCACCCCACACAGUAAGAGAGAAGAGGCUCUUGCAGCGAGGAGGAAGUUUAUCUCAAGUGAGGGAGACAGCAUCACAUUGCUCAACAUCUACAAGGCAUACAAGGGUGUCAGUGGAAACAAGGAUUGGUGUCGGGAGAACUUCAUCAACAUACGCAACAUGAAGACGGCACUGGAGGUGCGGCGGCAGCUGCGGGACAUCGUGCUGCGUCAACAACUACCGAUACAGUCGUGUGGACAGGACACCACCGCCAUUAGACGCUGCAUGUCAACGGGUUUCUUCAUGAAUGCUGCCGAGCUGCAGAAGACUGGAGACUACAUCACUCUUUCAGUGAGGAAGACUGUAUCAAUCCAUCCAUCCUCUGGGCUGUUCCAGUGCAAGCCAGCCUACGUCCUGUAUAAUGAACUGGUUCAGACAUCCAAGUGCUACAUGAGAGAUCUGACAGUAGUUGAUCCUGAUUGGCUGUCCGAGGCAGCACCUGCCCUCUUCAAGAAGAAAGCUGCUGCUGCCUCCGUAACAUAAUACAUCCCAUGUGGGGGAUACGAGGAUGUGAUACGACCAUCAUGUACCAGGGUGGUACACCUGUGACUGGCUGAUGGUACCGAGAGAGAUUGAGAUGGGAUAGGGGGAGGGUAGGGUUUGUGGGGUGGCAGAGAAAAUAGGUGAUACCUUCUACGGCCUUGAUUAUCAUGAAAGAUACGUAUGCUUGAUGAUGUCAAGACUGGAGAGAGAUAGAGGGGUUGACCAAUACGUCCAGCCUCAGUGGGACCGGUAUCUCAUGUAAUAUAAUACACACGUAGCGUCAUCUAGAAAGAGUGAAGAAAUAGAUUUAUGGGAAUUCUUAAUCAUCUUGUAAAUAUUUUCAAAUUGCAAGAGAGUAAAAGUUUUUGUUGUGACAAGGCUCCUGUUGAGAUAAAUAAUCAAGUUGGAAUGACUUGCCUGUAGGUGGAACUGUUCUUCAGGGAUAUCUCUGCUAUUUAUGAAGCGUGUUUGGGUAAUAUGUUUUACAUGAGAUAAAGCAUAUGACUUAAAAGGUCAUUGUUAUAGUUAUCAAAGUUGUCACAAUGAGUAUAAUGAUUUAAAUGUAAAUAAAACAUGUACAUAUGAAA
This is a messenger RNA of Haliotis rubra (blacklip abalone), 2691 nucleotides long. Its product is annotated as ATP-dependent RNA helicase DHX33-like. Lineage: Eukaryota; Metazoa; Mollusca; Gastropoda; Lepetellida; Haliotidae. Gene Ontology annotation, biological process: positive regulation of transcription by RNA polymerase I. Gene Ontology annotation, molecular function: ATP binding; RNA binding. The record is from RefSeq and is a predicted model, not a curated record. Gene Ontology annotation, cellular component: intracellular anatomical structure; nucleolus.